GAACUCCAGGCGGCGUCAUUCGCGUGCGCGUGCCUGACCGCGGCUCUGCUCGCUGUCAUCGCUGUUUUCCUCGCCGCGUUCCUGUUCGGCGUAGCCGGCGUGGCCAUCGGCUGGUUCUCGCGCUCCGCCCGAAGGCGUCGCUCAUGCGGAGAAAGUGAACCGCAUCAUCAUCAUCAUCAUCAGCAGCAGGAGCAGGAGCAUCACCAUCAGCACCAUCAUCAGCAGCAGCAGCAGCAGCGGGAGCAGCAGCAGCAGCGUUGUGAACGUGAAUUCUGCAAGCGCACCAGAGCAACGCGAUCUCGCUUGCCGGAGAGAGAUUCUCCCAGUCACAGGGCUAUGACUCCUCCCGACCACGAGGUGGAGAAGGUCAACCCGCAGGUUCGGAGCCCCCGGGAGGCGCAGGGCCCCGUGGGCCCCGUGGGCCCCGUGGGCCCCACGGACACCGGCGUGGGGGCGCUGGGCCUGGCCCCGUCCCGCGUGCGCAGGCGCCGGUUCGCUCCACGUGACCGCACCUACCUGGCCUUCCACGCCACCGCCUCCCCCGACACCAAGGUCAGCGGCCGCAUCUUCCAGCGAUCCAUGUCUUCCUCCGACCUGGGCCUCUUCUCCGACGACGACAACGCGGGGCUGAGGUCGCGGCGCUCCCACCGGGACGACGACGGCGAAGAUGGCGACGACGAUGACGACGAGGAAGAGGACGACGAAGACGACCGGCUGAGCGUGAAGUCCGACUCCCUGCAGUGGCUGCAGGCGGGCGACACCCUGCCGUGGAACCUGCCGCGGCACCAGCGAGCCAAGAUGCGACGACCUCACGAGUCGGUGCUCGACCCGGCGGAGAGGGCCGUCCUUCGCAUCGCCGAUGAGCGAGACCGCGUUCAGAAGAAAACUUUCACGAAAUGGGUGAACAAGCACCUGAUGAAGGCACGGAAGCACCUGAACGACCUCUACGAGGACCUCCGCGAUGGCCACAACCUCAUCUCCCUGCUGGAGGUUCUGUCCAACGAGACGCUGCCCCGUGAACGCGAUGUGAUGCGCAGCUUGCGGUUGGUGAGUGGCUCAGCCUGUGUCUGCGCCGAGCAUGACGGGAAUGAUGCUGAGAAGGGGCCGCGGGAGAAGGGAAGGAUGCGAUUUCAUCGGCUCCAGAACGUGCAGAUUGCACUAGACUACCUGAAGCAUCGCAAGAUCAAGUUGGUGAACAUCCGAAAUGACGACAUCACCGAUGGCAACCCCAAGCUGACCCUGGGGCUCAUAUGGACCAUCAUCCUGCACUUCCAGAUCUCGGACAUCCAGGUGACGGGCCAGUCCGAGGACAUGACGGCCAAGGAGAAGCUGCUGCUCUGGUCGAAGCGCAUGGUGGACGGCUACCCCGGGGUCAAGUGCGACAACUUCACCACGUCCUGGCGCGACGGCAAACUCUUCACCGCCAUCAUCCACAAGCACAAGCCAGAGCUGGUGGAUCUCAAGCAGGUGCACGGCCGCUCCAACCAGGAGAACCUCGAGUUCGCCUUCUCCACCGCCGAGCGGGAGCUGGGGGUCACCAGGCUCCUCGACCCUGAAGACGUGGACGUGGCAUCGCCCGACGAGAAGUCGAUCAUCACCUACGUGUCCUCGCUCUACGACGCCAUCCCCAAGGCUCCCGACGGCGCCAACGCUAACGAGGUGGAGACGCAGUGGCGCGAGUACCAGGAGCUCGUCGUGCUGUUGCUGCAGUGGCUGCGCCACCACGUGACCGUCAUGUACACGCGCAACUUCCCCAACAACCCUGCCGAGCUCAAGGCCUUGUACAACCAGUACCUGCAGUUCAAGGAGAUGGAGCUGCCCCCGAAAGAGAACGACAAGAUGCGAAUCAAAACACUCUACAAGUCUCUGGAGGCGUGGAUUCUUGCCGGGCGCAUCAAGCUGCCCCAGGGCCAGCACCCGAACGACGUGGAGAAGGAGUGGGGCCGGCUCAUCGUUGCGAUGCUCGAGAGGGAGAAGGAGCUGCGGCCUGAGAUCGAGAGGCUGGAGAUGCUGCAACGGGUGGCUCUGCAGAUCCAGCAGGAGUCGGGCGUGUGCGAGGAGAAACUGAUGCGUGCCGAGCGACUGCUGCACAUGGAGCUGCGUGCGGGCGGCUCGGCGGGCCCAGGCGCCACGGAGCUCGAGGUGACGCUGGGCGAGCUGGACGCGCUCAUCCGCAGCAUGUUCGCCAACGUGCAGACGCUCAAGGACGGCCGCUACUUCCAGGCGGAGAACAUGUACCGGCGGGUGUUCCAGCUGCACGAGCGAGUGGUGGCGCUGCGCUCCGAGCACCGCACAGCGUUCUCCCCGAGCCGCGUGGCCGGCUCGGCCGUCGAGACGCAGACGUCGCGCGCGACCCUCGAGACGCAGACGACGCAGACCGACCGGGGGCAGGGCAAGCUGCAGCAGCAGCAGCAGCAGCAGCUGCAGGUGAAGCUGAAGCAGCCGCAGCCUCAGCAGCGGCGUUCGCCUGGAGGGUCGACGGCCGAGGAAGAGGCGACGGUGUCACUCCGAGACCUCCUGCAGUGGGUGGAGGCACAGCAGGUGGCGCUGGAUGCGGCGGAGUGGGGGACGGACCUCCCAGCCGUGGAGGCCAACUUGGAGGCCCACCGAGGCACGCACCGUGACAUCGAAGCCUUCCGCGCUCGCCUCGAGCAGGCCAAGGCUGCCGAGCCCAAGGUCAGCUCGGCGAACAGGGGCACCUACAGCGAGUACCUGGGGCGCCUGGAGCUGCAGUACACGCGCCUGCUGAACUCGUCACGUGGGCGCCUGCGCCACCUGGAGAGCCUGGAGCGCUUCGUGUCGCGCGCCACGCACGAGCUCAUGUGGCUGAACGCUCGCGAGGAAGAGGAGGUGGCGCACGACUGGAGCAACCGCAACCCGGACGUGGCCAGCAAGCGCGAGUACCACGAGGAGCUGAUGAAGGAGCUCGAGAAGAAGGAGGUGGAGCUGAACACUCUGCGCGACGGCGGCGAGCAGCUGCUCGUGCAGAACCACCCGGCUCGGGAGACCAUCGAGGCUUACUUGGCUGCCAUCCAGUCCCAGUGGCAUUGGAUUCUGCAAAUCUGCAGCUGCGUGGAGACCCAUCUCAAGGAAAACACGACCUUCUUCCAGUUUUUCGCGGAGGCUCGGGAGGGCGAGCAGCACCUGAACUCGCUGCUCGAGUCGAUCCAGCGCAAGUACACGUGCGACAAGAGCAGCAGCCUCUCUCGCCUCGAGGACCUGGUGCAGUGCUCCAUGGACGAGAAGGAACAGCUGGUGGAGUUCAAGCGCACCGUGGCCGGGCUGGUCGGGCGAGCCAAAACCAUUGUGCAGCUGAAGCCUCGCAACCCCGAGAAUCGCGUUUCCGGUUCGAUCCCCAUCCGAGCUGUUUGCGACUACAAGCAGAUGGAGAUCACGAUUCACAAGGGCGAGGAAUGCGCCCUGGAGGACAACUCCCAGCGGAGCAAGUGGCGCGUGAUCAACCCGACGGGAAACAUCGCCACCGUGCCCUCCGUGUGCUUCCUGGUGCCGCCUCCUAACCCCGACGCCAUGGAGACCGCCGCCAGGAUUGAGCAGCUCUACCAGAGCGCCAUGGCGCUGUGGCACCAGCAGCAUGUGAACAUGAAGAGCGUCGUGUCCUACCUCUACCUCAUCAAGGACAUCGAGAUCAUCCGCUCGUGGAACGUCAUCACGCUGAAGUCGCUGCCGCAGCAGGAGUACGAGCGGGUGGUGCGGAGCCUGCAGGUGCGCUUCCAGGACUUCCUGGAGGACUCGCGCGAGUCGCAGCUCAUCUCCACGGCGGACCACGCGCGCGUGCAGGCCGACGUCGAGGCCUGCCGCCAGCACUUCGACGCGCUGCUCAGCGCCAUGCGGCAGGAGGAGGAAGGCGAGAGCCUCUGCGGCUCGCUGCUCUCGCGCCUGCAGAAGCUGCGGCUGCGGCUGGAGGGCUGCGAGGAGCGCGUGAUCCGCCAGAUCCGGGCUCCGCUCGACCCCUCGGACCCCCUGCAGGACAGCGUACAGCGCGUAGCGGAGCAGGAGGCGGUCGUGCAGGACCUGGGCAAGGUGGAGGCUGAAAUGUCGUCGCUGGACAAGGAGAGUCGGGAAGCCCUUUCGGCGCAGCCCGGCCAGUCUCACAGCGUGUCCUCGCUCGCGUCGGAGCUCGCUCUCACCACCCAGAAGCUGGUGCAGGUCAAGGCUCUGUCGACGGUCUACCUGGAGAGGCUGAAGAGGAUGAGCAUGCUGGUGGGAAGCUUGCAGGAGGCCGAUGUUCUGCUGAAGGAGCUGGAGGGUCACCUGUACGAGGAGGAGACUGUUCCCACCGACCCGGCCACAGUCAGCACCUACAUCGUGCAGCUGCAGGCCUGGGCAAAGGAGGCGGAAGAGACGGAGGGCCGCAAGGGGGGCCCGCUGGCGUCGCUGGACGUGCAACUGCGGGCGGCGCGCGAGUCGGGCGGGCGGAUGCUGAGCGAGCACGGCGAGCGCGACCCCGACCUGGAGCGCGUGGCGGAGCGUGCCGAGCACACGCUGGAGCGCUGGCAAAGCGCGCGCGCUCAGAUCCGUGCCAGGCUGAAGGAGCUGGAGGGCCUGGCGAAGGUUCUGCGGUCGUACCGAGAGAGCGCCGUUUGGCUGGAGGCUUGGCUUGACAAGACCAUGAAGCUGCAGGAGAAGGUGCAGGCGAGCAAGAUUGAGGACGUCCGGGGCCUGGAGGAGCAGCUGGAGAAGCAGAAGGCUCUGGCGAUGGACAUCGAGAAGAAUCAGGUCAAGGUGGACGAAUGCCAGAAGUACUCGGAGCAGUACUCGCUGGCCGCCAAGGACUACGAGCUGCAGCUGAUGACCUACAAGGCGAUGGUGGACACACACCAGAGGUCGCCGGUGAAACGUCGCCGCCUGCUCUCCACCAGCGACUCCAUCAUGCAGGAGUACAUGACCCUGCGGACCCGAUACACGGCGCUGGUGACGAUGACGAGCCAGUACGUGAAGUUCAUCAGCGAGACACUGCAGCGUCUGCAGGGAGAGCAGCAAUCGCUGGCCGAGAGUCAGGAGGAGCACCUGACUCGCUCGGAGCGGCUGGUGGGCUGGGUGCAGGCCAUGCAUCGCUCGCUCGGGGAGAAGCAGAGGCGGGACAGCGGGGAGGGAGGUGCGGGCGGUGAGGAGGGCAAGAGGGAGCCGUCGGAUGCCGCUGAGCUGGAGCGCAGCCUCAAGGAGCAACAGAGCUUCGCGGAGGAGCUGUCUGGCCGCAAGGAAGAGAUCGCCGAGGCCAUCCAGAGGUCUCAGACCUUCCUCGCCCUCUGCGGAGACAAGCUGACCCCGGAGCAGUACCAGGCGGUGGAUUCUCAGACGCAGCAGCUGAAGCAGGCGUACGAGGCUCUGUGCGAGCAGUCGUCGGCCUACACGCAGGAGCUGCAUCACAGCCUGCAGCAGGAGAACAGUAUCAAGGUGGACGAUGUGAUCUCCGGAGUGGUGGACCUGUGUACCAUGGAAACCUUCCCAAUAUUCCAUGCCAUGCUCAAAGGCCUGAUCGAUCAGGAGACGGGCCUGGCCCUCCUAGAGGCACAGGUGGCCACCUCGGGCAUCGUAGAUCCUCGCUCCUCGUGUCGCCUUCACCUGGAUGAAGCCCUGGCUGAAGGUCUCAUGGAUAAGAACACGGCUGAGAGCCUGUGGGAGCUCGAGUCCGCCCUGAGUCGCGUCCACGCAGCUGGGCUUGAAGAUGUUGGAGGUUUGAUUUUCAUUGCGGCAGCGCUGGAAAGAGGGCUGAUGUCAGAAGCCAUUGCUGUGAAGUUGAUGGAAGUCCAAUUGACAGUAGUUGGACCUCAAAAUUGCACUCCUGUGCCAGAAGAAUUCUUAAGGCUGCAGGAGAAUUGGAGGAUGCACACACAGCCUCUGAUCGACCCGAACACGGGAGAGAAGCUCACCCUCGCAGAGCUGACCGGCAGAGCCAUCGCUGAUCCAGAAACGGGGCUCCGCCUGCUGCCCGUCACCCAGACGGCCUGCGGCAUGAUUUCACUCAAGCCCGGCCGGAGGGUAAGCAUUUGCCGUGCUGUCAAGGAAGGCCUCGUGGACCGCCAAGUCACUGUGAGGCUUCUCGAAGCCCAGCUUUUCGCUGGCGGCAUCGUGGACCCGCGCACGGGCCACCGCCUGACUGUCGAAAAAGCACGGCGCCAUGGCCUGAUUGACCGGGAAAUGGCGAACGAGCUGGUGGUGCGGCAGACCCAAGCCGGCGGGGUCAUCGACCCUGCAACGGGCGACAGGCUUGACCUGGAGGAGGCCAUCGCCUCCGAGCUGAUCUCGCUGAAGAGCGCGCUCUUGGUCCUUGAGGCACACGGCACAUUCCGCGGGUUCGUUUGGCCCGGCUCUGUCGGGACGGUGCCCAUUUCGGAGGCUCUCGAGCAAGGGAUGAUGAGGGUCGAGGUUGGGCACAGCGCACUUUCCAAGCGGCACUGUGUGGCAGGGCUAUUCUGGAUGGAAACAGCAGAAGCCGUCUCUCUGAAGCAGUCGGUGGCCUCAGGGAUCUGCGACGAGGCCCUCUGCCGCACAUUGAGUGCCACUCACGUCCCGGACAGCAUGGGCACACGUGGAACGAGGACUCAUGCAAAUGAGGGCGAUGAACAAAUUAUCGGUGUGCACCCCUCUCCAAGUAUCCCCCUGUGCAGCAAACUUUGCAAGGUCUCUCACGUCUCUCAAAUGAAAGGCAUAUGUGCAGUGCAGGGAGAUUGGGUGCAGGUUGUGGGCGAGCAUGCCUCCACAACAGAAGCCCACAACUUAAUGGGCUUGGAAGUCGAGCUCGUAGAGUUUAUACGGGGGCACAGCUACAUAAACGCGCUGACGGGGGACCGGUUGGUUAUGGUGGACCGAGAUUUCCAUCUCCUCGAGGGAAUCGCCCGUGAGAUUUGCAAGAUGGCCACGGCGGAGUGCGAGGGUGCAGACAGAUACUCUACGCGGAGUGAAGCCAUCGUGCCAGACUGUGAACAAAUCUCAGGGAGAGAAAAGAAACGUGAUUUUUACACAUGCCCACAGCGGGACUGUGCAGGCUACGAGUGCGACAGUUUUAAUGUGAAUAUCUCCGUGGAUAUUUUUGAUAUGUCGAUGAAAAGUUGUAACGACGACAUUCGUCAAGAUGACGUGGCUGGUUCAUUGAAUGCGCAGCAGGACUGUGGUGGUAGAGUCAAUGGGGCCGAGAGGGAUGGAAGUAUUCAUGAACAUUUUAAAAUAUUUAUUCCAGAAGAAAAUGCCGAACCCAUGAGUGAAGUGGAUUGCGGCAGACCAAACAUGCGAGACCAAAGAGAAGGGUGUGCAGGAACAGACGAGGAAGCCACCGUGAGUAGAAAUGCAGAAACGUUCUGCACAGUUAAACGUGAAGUGAAGCAAGAGCUAAAUUAUAAAACUAAUUUGCACAAUCAGAGUGAUUUUUCCGAAAGCGUAAUGUUAGAAAAUAACUCAAACCUCGAAUUUGAAGAAGCAACAUGUGUAGCGCUUCAAACUGUGAAACGUGCAUCGUUGAAAGCGAUUGCAGAAGGCGUAUCUUUAAUCCAGAACGAACAUUCUCACGAACCACAAGACAGAUGGCCAUCAUAUGACGAUACGUGUAUGGAUAUUCCUCACGAUGGUGUGACGUGUUCUCUAGACAUUAUAGGCCAUGCAAAGCCAACAGAAAGCACUUCACGAACCAAAGAGGACGAAGAUCAGUCCCGGGUUGACAAUGGAACUUCCUCUGUGGACAUGGAGUCGAAUGACUCUGAUAGCGUUGAAUCCUGGGACUCGCAGAUUUACGUUUUAGACCAAAGCCGACUCGAUGAUGCAUCUCCCGUGACAAACGUAGCGCCGUGCGUGCACCUAUCAUCUCUGCAAUCCCAGGCCACUACGGGGCACUGCUUGAGGUCACCUCUCAAUGCAGAGAUCACGACGGUGCAAGAUCUGCUUAACGACAGGCUUAUUAGCUUGGAAAACGCCAGAGACCUUCUAGAACGCCAGAUUCAAGCCGGAGGCAUCAUGGACAGAAGUGGCAAACAGCUUAGCCUCCAGGAGGCCGAAGGGGCGUGUAUUGUUGAACCAGCUCUUGCUACAUGUCUACAUGUAGCUUUUUUGGCAGUGCAAGGUUUUCCAGACCGAAGCAAGGGCAAAAUAUCGCUGUUUGAUGCUAUCAGGAAAGGGCUUGUGGGUGCGGCUGAAGGCACAAGGCUGCUCCGUUUGCAGGCCGAAAGUGGUGGCAUUUUGGACCCAUCGACGGGUCAACGGUACGGGCUGGGAAUGGCCGUGGACCGGGGAUUAGUGGACACAGAGGCGGUGAUGGACGUUUGGAUGUCUCAGCUGAGGGACAGAGGAGCGAUCUGCGACAGUGUGGGUGGUCCCUGGAUGACGCUCGACGAGGCGGUGGACAACGGGACCUUGCCGAUGCAGGCGGCUUUGAAGGUGUACGAAAAUCUUGGACUUUUCGGCGGGUUCGUGGAUAACCAUGCACAGGAAUUCAUGACGAUCUCGGAAGCUCUGGAAGAAGGUAUUUUUGAUGCUAAGCUGGCGCAAAGGGUGUUCAAGCCAGAAAAGAUCAUUAGCGGUGUGAUACAUCCGACGACGGGAAGGGUUCUCACUGUGAGUGAUGCUGUAAACACCGGUCUCCUUGACACGGAGACGGGCCUGAGAAUUUUGGAGACACAGGUGUGCGCCGGCGGGGUCACAGACCUCCGGCGCAAGAAGAAGCUGUCAGUCACACUCGCCGCCAAGCUGGGGCUCGUGGUCGGAGGGGCGCCUGGUGUGGAGGCCCUGAUGAAGCUGGAAAAGGCGUCCAGGGGGAAGGAUGUGGACGCAGCGACACGGCAAAAGCGAGCAUCAAUCUGCAUGGAGACCGAGGGUCUCGUCGACCCCCAAACCAAAAGUGUGGUCACCCUACCCGAGGCGGUUGACAGGGGCCUGCUGGACAAAGAGACUGCCGUGCUGCUGCUCAGAAAGCAGAUUGCGCAUGGAGGGGUCGUGCACCACCAGUCGGGAAUGAGGCUUCGACUGAGCGACGCUCUGGCACGCGGGCUCGUGGAUGAGGACACCGUGGAGGAGCUGUCCUGGGUCGAGCAGGCCUGCCGACAGGGCUUCGUGCACCCGGAGACGAUGGAGGCAGUUCCCUUAGCACAUGCCAGGGAGAUGAAGAUUUUGGACGAGAGAGCAGCAGAGGAGCUUGAGGCUCGGCUCGCGGAAUGCGGCGCCGUGUUCGACUUCAGGUCGGGCAGGACGGUCGCCCUCAAGAAGGCCGUGUCCCUGGGCAUUCUGAGCGAGUCGGCCGUGGUGAGUGCUGGCGGAUCGUGGGAUGUGACGCACGGCCUCCUGGAUCCCGACAGCUGCCAGAUCGUGUCGUACGCGUCGCUGGUGCAGAAGGGUAAGACGGACGUGCGCACGGGGCAGCGGUUCCUUACGACCGAGCUGUGGAAAGGCGUGGAGAACGAGGAGACUGGAGAUCGCAUGACGCUGCUGGAGGCGGUGAGGGCGGGGCAAGUGGAUGCCGUGCCAGCACUUCGGGCCUUGCAAGCUCAGGCCGACACCGGUGGGAUUGUGGACAUAUGUUCGGGCGAGAGAAUCUGCAUUGUCGACGCCCUCAAAAACGGCAUGCUGGACGCGGCUACGACGAAUGCAAUUUUGGAGAAUCAGCUGGCCAAUGGAGGCAUCGUGGACAUUUGGUCUGGGGAGAGGAUGACGCUGGAUGAAGCCCUCGUAAGAGGUCUAUUGACUCGCGACAUCUACCAAACACUGAAGGCCAAGAGUAGCUCCGUGUCGGAAAAAUCCGACGCGGCGAGUAAAAGCGCUCAAAUGCCAACGAAUUCAUCUGCAAACAAUAUUCAAGCUGUUUCUGAAAUAACACACAGUGAAAAUGAUCCUCGUAAACAGAACCAAUCUCUGGCAGAGAAAACACACGAGCAGCAGUGCCAGAGCCAUCCCGCAAAUGAUGCGGUUAAUCCUGAAAUAGAGUCGAUUUCCAAACAGUUUUCUCACGGCAAGGAGAACAGUGCCCUUGCUUCUGCGACAGUAAUAUCGAUUGAGGAAGCCGGAGGCAAAAGGGUGCGAGCACUGCACAAUCAUUUCACGCGCGGCUUGCAUAACGACAGGGAAGUUUUUGAAGCAACAGAAGAAAUGAUCGAUGGCAAUCUUGAUGAACGCGCCAAGAGCGGCACACACGGUGCAGGGCAAGGGAUUUGCGGGUUUGCGUCAAGUGACGCAGAAACAGAGGUGGAGGGGCAAGAAGGAAAAGUGAAAAAAGUUGACAGUGAGGAGAGCGAUGCAGAUGGUGAUGCGGAUGUUGAUUAUGGAGCACGGCAAGGAUCCGGAAGUGAUCGAGCGAACGUUGACGCAGUGAAACGUGGACGUGGGCGAUCGCCCGGGCAAAUUGCUGGCGAGGAGACGAAUGAGAUGGGCAUGUCACAGGGGAUGUUGGAGAAGGCUGGAAAUAUGAAUGUGACCGAUGGCACUGAAGUUGGGGAAAAUUUGGAGCACGGACGCAGGGAAAUUGUUGACGAGCGGAUGAAUGAGAUGCGCUCUUCAGAGGGAAUGCAGGAGAAAGCCGAAACAAUUGCGGUAAAUCUGAUACGUUCACAAAAAUCGCAACCAAAAGAAGCUUUGGACAGAUGUGACCCCGUGGCCGAUUCCUCAAAACAGCAUUCUCUGAGCAAGCGGCAGUGUCUGGAGCACUUUGAGAAUGUGAUGAGGUUGAUUUCGUUGGUUCUGGACGUGAGAGUUCGGCAGAAGAGCCUACAGCGAAGCGGCAGUGAUGUCGAUAUUGAAGAUCAGCUCGAUCGAUUGCGGCUGUUCGAGGAGGAGUUGUCCUCGCUGGAGUGCGAGGCCUCCCGGGAGCUGGAGCACGUGCGGACCGCGCUAUGCGACGCGAGCCCAGCCGUGCCCGCUGAGCUCCUCCAGGCUCUCGGCAAAGACUCGGCCAACCUGAGCAAGUGCCUGCGGUCGGCUCGGCAAGCCUCCUCCGCCCAGCGGGAGGCGCUGACGGAGGGCCUGCGUAAAGCCAAAGAGCUAAGAGAGCAGAAGGCCACUUGUCCAAUACUGACCGCAGAGGAGGUCACGGAGAGAGGUCAUGUACACGAGGAGAAGCUGAACGUGGAGAGCAAGCAGGAGGAGUUCUCCCGGCGGCUGGACGAGCUCGAGUCGUGGCUCGCGGAGGCGAAGGGCGCGCUCGCCAGCCAGCCCGUGAGCGGCGAGCUGCCCGACAUCCAGAGGCAGCAGGAGAAGCACCAGGCGCUGCAGAGGGAGCUGAUGGGGCGCGGCGCGGAGGUGACCGCCACGGUGUGCGCUGUGCGCGACUUCCUGCGCGAGAACGGCGCCCGCCUCGACCCCGAGUACGUGGCGCGCACGCACGAGCGUCUGAGCGCGCUGGGCAGCCUCCACGAGGCCGCGACGCGGCUCUCCGGAGAGGCGCAGCAGAGGCUCAACGAGGCGCUCGGAGACGUCAUCAAGCAGCAGACCGAGAAGGUGGCGACGGAGGAGCAACUUGAGGACAUCCGCGGGAAGACGGGAGCACUGCUGCAGUGGCUCACUGAGCUGGAGUCCCGGCAACAGCGGACGAAGGAGGAGGAGGGGGAGGAGAUGGACGGGACCCGGUCCCCUGAGAUGGGGAGCGUUGGGUUGUCCGAGUUGCUCCACCAAGCGAAGGCCGAACACCAGGAGGUCCUGUCUCGGCAGCAGGCCGUCAUCGUGGCCACGCAGCUCUGCCAGGCGCUGCUCGAGCGCCACGCCUCCAGGCUGGCGCCCGACGACGCGGCGCAGCUGCGGCGGGCGUGCGACGAGCUCGGGCUCCGCUAUGACGCGGCGCUCUCCCGUUGCGGGGCGCGCCUGCGGCCGCUCGAGUCCGCGAGCGACGCUCUGGCCAAGCUCGAUGGCGACUGCGCCGAGUUCGAGGCGUGGCUGACGAACGCCCGGGACGUCCUCGCGACGUCGUUCGCCGGGAGCGGCGGCGGCGGCGAGGAGGAGGUGGUGGCGGAGGACGAGGACGUUCUGGCCGCCAGGUUGCGCCGGCAGCGCGAGUUCGCGGAGGACGUGGUGUCGCGACGCGGCGACCUGCGCUACCUGGGCGUGGCGGCGCGCCGCGCCACCGAGGCCUCGGCCUCCGCGGGGCCCGAGGUGGCGGCCGUUUGCGGCGCCGUCCAGCGGCGGCUCGAGGGCAUGGAGGCGCGGUACAGCACGCUGCACGUCGAGUGCGUGCAGCUGGGCUCCCGCUUCUCGGAGGCCCUCGGCCUUCGCGCCGAGUUCCAACGCGCGUCGGCGGAGCUAAGCGAGCGGCUUCGCGCGGCGGAGGGCCGCAACGCCGGCCAGGCCGCCGAGCCUGCCGCGUCGGAGCCCGCGGGGCUGCAGAGCCAGCUGGACCAAGCGACGGCGCUUCAAGGCGACGUGUCUACCCUUCAGCCGAUGCUGGAGAAGCUCAAGCGAUCGACCUCUUCGCUGCUCGAAGUUGGGGAAGAUCUCGGCGUGAAUCGGCCGGCGAUUGAACAAGCUCUUGACGAGCUGACGGCGCGAGCGGACUGCCUGCGCGCGUCCGCGGCGGGGCGGAGCGAGCAACUGCGGCGAGCGGUCGCGCGCUCGCUGGGCGCACGUGAGGGCCUCGACGCCGCCGCCCGGUGGCUCGCGGAGGCCGAGCGCGAGGCGGCCGCGAGGACGCCCCCGGGGCCGCUGUCGUCCGCGGCGGUCCGCGACGAGGUGGCCAAGAACGAGGCCAUGCAACAGGAGCUGGCGAGCCACCAGGGCGCGCUGGCCACCAUCGCCGAGAGGCUGGGAGAUCCGGCGAGCGCUGCCGAGGAGCCACCGGGCGGUGGGGUCCUCCGUGAGGAUCUCGCCGCCGUCACCCGGCGCUUCAGCAAGCUGUCCACGCAGUGCCAGGAGCGCAAGGAGAAGUUGCUACGGCUCACGGAGAAGGUGGAGGAGUUCGAAGAGGGGGCCGUCUCAUUGCAGCGCGCCAUUACCAAGGACUCGCAAGCCUUUGAGAAGGAAGCCAAUGGGCCCAAUGCUGACCUGGAGCAGAUAGCAAAACUUCUGGAGGAGUCGGCCGGAGAGCUGGCGAAUCGGCGCAAGGCCCUGGAAGGCUUGCGCGACCUCCUCGCCGGUGACCUCGCCGACCCGAGCCCCUUCGCGGACACCGGCGGUCUGGCCCGCACGCUGUCCGUCCUCGGCGAGUCGUGCGAGGUGCUGGAGCGAGCCCUCCACGCCAGGGAGGAGAACCUGGCCUCGUGCCGCCAGCAGAUGGAGCAGUUCCAGUGCGCCAUCGCUGAGGUGCAGGCCUGGCUGGAGGAGGCGGAGUCCCGUGUUCCGUCGGAGCAGACCACGCUGAGCACCGACGCGCUCCAGGAGCAGCUGAAUUCAGUGCAGACGGUGCUGACCGAGUGGGAGGGGAAGGCGAGCGCGGUGCGUGGAGUGGUUGAGAGAGCGAGCGAGACCGCGCGGGCACGGAGCUCGGUGACGCCGCCAGCCCACGACGCCGCUCCCACACCCGACGUGGUGGAGGUACGACGGGAGGCCCUGGCCGUCGAGGCGCGCUACUCCGACCUGGGCGUGCGUCUGCGCGAGCGCUCGGGGCGCCUCUCGGGUGCCCUGGCGAGGACCUCGUGGGUGCUGGAGGAGGCUGACGCUCUGCUCGCGUGGCUGGAGGAGCGGGCGCAGCUCACGGCCGCCUGGGGCCCCGUGCCCGCCGAGCCCGACGCCGUGAGGGCGGAGGCCGACAAGCACAAGGCCUUCCAGGAGGACCUGGAGGACAAGGCCCCGCGCAUCCAGAAGGUGACGCAGCUGCUGAGCGAGCUUCUGGAGUCGUCCGCGGACGACCCUGACGCGGACGCCCUGCGCAAGCGGCUGGACACCAUCGAGCGCGGCUGGAGCGAGGUGCGGGCAGGGGCGGAGGAGCGGGCGCGCCGUCUGGAGGAGUCCUGCGGCCUUCACGAGACGUUCAGCGCCGCCCUGGCGCAGCUCUCGCCGUGGCUCGCUGAGAAGCGGCUCAUGGCGAGCGUGCUGGGGCCGCUGGCGCUCGACCCCAACAUGCUGACCAAUCAGAGGCAGCAAGUGCAGUUCAUGCUGCGCGAGUUCGAGACCCGCAAGCCGCAGCACGAGCAGCUGAACCGCGUGGCGCGAGGCAUCCUCGGCGACGACACCGAUUCCGCCAAAGACGGCGGCUCCGGAGAGGUGGAGGAGGAGGACGAGGAAAGCAAGGCCCUCCUGCGCGAGCAGCUGGCGUCGGUGAACGCCGCUUGGGACGGCCUGACCGGGGAGCUCCACGACCGAGCCCAGAGGGUGGAGGACGCCGUGCGGGAGAGCGGGCGGCUUGCCACGGCCCUGGCCCAGCUGGCGGAGGGCACGGCGGCGCUGGCGCGCGGCCUGGAGGAGGGGCAGCCCCCCGUCGCGGCGACGCCGGACGCGCUGGUGGUGCAGCUGCGGCGGGCGGAGGAGACGAUGGCGGCGGUGGCGGCGCUGGCGCCCGUGGCCGAGGAGGCCCGCGAGCGAAGCGAGAAGCUCGGGGACGUCGUUGGCGAGGCCUACCUGCAGGCCGAGCUCAGGCGGAGGCUUGACGUCGCGCUCCAGCCGUUCAAGGAGCUGGAAGAAAGAGCGAGUAAGCGCCUGGAGCUGGUGCAGGAGGCGCUGCAGUGCUCGCGGAAGUUCUCUGAGUCUCUCGAGGAGCUGGCAACGUGGGUGACGGAGAUGCGUGCCGAGCUGGCCCGGUUCCCCCCGGUGUCCAUAGAGCACGGGUCCGUGCAGGCCCAGCUGGAGCGGCAGGAGGAGUUCCUGGGUCGCGUGACGGCCCGCGAGGGCUCCUUCCAGACGAUCGUUGCGGACGGCGAGGUCGUGGCGCAGGCGCCUCCGGGCCCGUCGGGAGCGGAGGACGUGGCGUCGCUGGGUGGCCGGCUGGCCGAGCUGAAGGCGCGGUGGGAGGAACUGACGACGGAGGCGACGGCGAGGCGCAAGGCGAUCCACAGGUGCGCCAAGAAGGUGCAGCGCUUCGAGGAGUUGAGGGAGGAGAUCAUCCGGCGCUUGACGGAGAGCGAGGAGAGGCUGGGACAGGUGGGCCAGGUGACCCUGUCGCUCGAGGAACUGGAGUCGCGGCUGGCGCAGACACAGGGCCUCCGACAGGACGUCGAGAAGCUGCAGGGCCCCCUGGAGCUGCUCACGUCUGCCGGCAGGGACCUCGCCGAGAGCUGCCCGGCCGACGCCGACUUCGUCGAGGGGCAGACGGCCGACAUCGGCCGGCGCGUGGACUCCGCGAUGGGCGAGGUGCAGACUAAGCUCGAGGUGACGGAGGCCGUCACCAAGCGGCUCAAGAGGUUCACGCGCGGCAUCCGAACCGUCCAGGAGAAGCUCGCCGAGUCGCGGCGGCUGCUGGAGAUGCACCGGUCCCUGGGAGCGCAGGCCGCCUCGAACGGCGGCCACCUGGAGAAGAUGAGGGCGUGCCGCGACGGCCUGCACACCGCGUUGACGAAGGAGGCCGAGGACCUGCGGGCGGUCGCCCGCGAACUCGCCGAGCUGGCGCCGGGCGACGCGGCCGGCGCCGCAGAGCUCGCCGGGCAGGCGGAGCGCCUCACCGGCGAGCUGGCCAAGGCGGCCGCGGCCGUGGCGGAGAGCUGCGAUGCCCUGGAGGAGAGGGCGCGGGGCAUCGGGCGCCUCCGCGGCGUCGCUCGCGACCUCUUCGCGCGCCUCUCCGACCUGUCGGAGGAGCUCGACUCGCAGGGCCCGCCGGGGAGGGCCCCCGAAGCCCUCCGCUCGCAGCUCGCCGACAUCGACCGCGCGGCGGCGGCCGCUGGCCAACUUGGCCGGGACAUCGCCGACGCCGGGCUCGAGUGCCGGCGGCUGCUCGAGCAGGAGGAGGCAGAGGGGAAGGCCGGGAAGGCCGGGGAGCAGCCGGGCGCCGGCGAGGUGGAGCAGAGCGUCGAGCUGCAGGGCAUGCGCCGCGAGACGGAGGCGCUGCAGAGGCAGUGCGCCCGCCUCGGCGAGAGGGCGGCGGCGCGCAAGGAGGAGGCGCGGACGGCGCUGGAGCGCGUGGAGGAGUUCUACCGGAGCCUGCGGCAGGUCACGGGCCUCCUGGAGCGCGCCGAGGAGAAGGAGGCCGCGCAGGGGCCCGUCGGGACGGAAAUCGACCUCAUCAAUCAGCAGAUGGCCGACUUCCAGGCGUUCCAGAAGAGCGACGUGGACUCGCUGCAGGUGGAGAUGCAGGCCCUCAACCGCCAGGCCCAGGCGCUCAUCCAGAGCGCGGCCAAGUCUGCCGACACGGGCGCUCUGGAGAGCGACGCCGACGAGACCAACAGCCGCUGGAACACGCUCAACACCAAGGUGGCCGAGCGGGCUGCCAAGCUGCAAGAGGCGCUGCUCCACUGCGGAAAAUUCCAGGAGGCCCUCGAGUCCCUGCUGGGCUGGCUCGCCGACACGGAGGAGCUCAUCGCCGGGCAGAAACCCCCCGCGGCCGAGUACAAGGUGGUACGGGCCCAGCUGCAGGAGCAGAAGCUUCUGCAGCACCUCCUGGACGACCACCGGCCGAGGGUGGAGGUGCUACGGCGGGAGGGCGAGCAGAUCGCCGAGCUGGCGGAGCCCGCCGAGCGGGAGCGGAUCCUCGGGGAGCUCGCCUCCCUCUCGCACCGCUGGGAGGCCUUGCUCGCCGCGGCCCAGGAGAGGCAGCGGCAGCUGGAAGCGAUCCUGUCGGUGGCGCGGCGAUUCCACGACACGCUCGAGCCGCUGCUCGACUGGCUCACGGCCGUUGAGAGGCGGCUGUCCAAUGCCGAGCCCAUCGGCACGCAGACCGUGGCCAUCCAGGAGCAGAUAGACCAGCACAAGUGUGUGGCAGAAGACAUUGCCUCGAGGGCCAAACCUCUGGAAGAAGCCCAGGAACUAUCCUCAGCACUUAUGGGACUGAGCUGCAGUGAGGAUGGGCAGCGGCUCCAGGCGAAGCUGGGGGUGGCCCAGGCCAGGCAUGCAGAGGCCCAACUCAGGAGCGAGCGACGCGCCGCUUUGCUCAACGAGGCGCUGGAGAAUGCUCGCAUCUUCGGGGAGAACGAAGUGGCCCUGCUCACUUGGCUGGCACAAACCCAGGACCGGCUGGCAGCUCUACGGAACAUCCUGGAUUACAGGCCUGAGCCUCUGCAGGCCCAAUACGAUGAACAUCUGAUUCUACACGAGGAGAUUGUGUCACGGAAGCAGGAUGUGGAUCAGGCCAUCAAAAACGGCCACGCUCUGCUAAAGCAGACAACAGGCGACGACGUCCUGCUGAUCCAGGAGAAGCUGGACGGACUCCGCGGCCGCUACGGCGAGGUGUCUGCCUCCGGCGCUCGGGCCCAGCGCGCCCUCGAGAAGGCCCUCGGCCUGGCCGUGCGCUUCCACGCGGCGCGCGACGAGCUGGGCCAGUGGCUCGACGCCACGGAGGAGGCGAUCGCGGCCUACGACCGCGACGAGGAGGCCGGCGGGGAGCAGCUCACCACGCUGCAGGGCAGGCAGCAGGACCUGCGCAAGCAGGUGAUGGAGCGGCGCGUGCUGCUGGACACGGUGAACGAGGUGGGCACGGCGCUGCUGGCGCUGGUGCCGUGGCGGGCGCGCGACGGCCUGGACACCGCGGUGGCGCAGGACAACGAGCGCUACGCGGCCGUGAGCGACGCCGUGGCCACGCGCACGAGGCGCGUCGACGCCGCCAUCCAGCGGUCGCAGCAGUUUGAGCAGGCUCUGGACGCUGAGAGGGCCUGGGCAGCCGAGACGCUGCGGAAGCUGGAGGCCCUGGGAGACAUCCGCUUGGAGCCUGAGCAGACCAUGUCACAGCUGCAGGUGCAGAAGGCAUUCACCAUCGACAUCCUGCGACACAAGGACUCGCUGGAGAUGCUGGAGCAGACGAUGGUGGAGGUGGGAGCGUCGUGCAGCGAGGAGGAGAACGGCGCCCUGCAGGCCAAGCUGGCGCUCCUGCGAGGCGAAUUCGAGGCGACGAGCGGCGCCAACGCGGAGCGGCUGGAGCGGCUGGAGCGCGCCCACACGCUGGCGUCGCAGUUCUGGGAGACGUUGGAGGAGCUGGAGCCCUGGCUGGGCGAGACGCGAGCCGUCCUGGCCGCGCUGGGGCCACCUGCCGUCGACCCGGACUCCCUGCGGCAGCAGCAGGACGAGCUGCGGCACCUGCGCGAGACGAUCGCGGAGCACAAGCCCCACGUGGAGCGACUGCGCAAGACUGGGCCCCGGCUGGCGGAGCUGAGCGCCGGCGAGGGCGGCGCGGUCCGGGACAAGCAGGCGUCGUGCGAGCAGCUCUACUCCGCCAUCCGCGACGAUGUGCUCCAGCGGGCGCGAGCCCUCGACGAGGCCGUCGAGCUCUCCUCGCAGUUCCACGAGAAGAUCGAGCCGAUGCUGGAGGCGCUCGAGCGGAUCUCGGAGCGGCUGCGCUCGCCGCCGCCCGUGCCCGCCGAGACGGAGAAGCUGCGCGACCACCUGUCGGACAACCGCGCCGUCGCCACCGAGCUUGACAAGCUGGAGCCGUCGUUCAAGGCGCUGCGGGCGCGCGGCGAGGAGCUCAUCGCCCGCUCGCUCGCCCUCGACGCGCCGCCGCCGGAUGGCGCGCGGCAGAGGACGGCGUCGGUGUCGUCCGAGGAGGGAUUCGCCGCGAGAGGCGUACAGGAGCGCAUGGACCGCUUGGUGUUCCUGUGGGGCGACAUCGCGGUGCGCGCGGAGGAGCGUGAGGGACACCUGCUCGACGUGCUGGAGCUGUCGGAGCGCUUCUGGUACGACCACGCGGCGCUGGCGGCCACGCUGCGCGACGCCCACGACGCGCUGCGCGACCUCGACGACCCCGCCCUCGACCCCUCGCUCAUCAAACUCCAGCAGGAGGCGAUGCAGGCCCUGAAGGAGGACUCGGACGGGCUGCAGGCCGAGCUGGACACCCUGGGCGGAGUGGGCUGCGAGCUCAUGGCGGCCUGCGGCGACCCCGACAAGCCAGAGGUGAAGAAGAGCAUCGACGAGCUGAACAGCCUGUGGGAGACCGUCAACCGCACGUGGAGGGAACGAAUGGAGCGGCUGGAUGACGCCAUGCAGGCCACCAUCCAAUUUCAGGAUGCACUGCAGGGCAUGUUCGACUGGCUGGACAUGGCGGAGGCAAAGCUGGCAGCCAUGCCCCCAGUGGGCACCGAUCUCGAGAGCGUCAAGCGGCAGAUGGAGGAGCUCAAGGCGUUCAAGGCGGAGGCGUACGGCCAGCAGAUGGAGAUGGAGCGGCUGACGCACCAGGGCGAGCUGCUGCUGCGGCGCUGCGAGGACCCCCCGCAGCAGGAAGUGCUGAGGUCUCCCCUGGUCGAGCUGCGACGUCGGUGGGACUCGCUCGACGGCAAGAUCGUCACGCGACAGCACAAGCUGGAGGCGUCGCUGCUGGCGCUGGGCCAGUUCCAGCACGCGCUGUCCGAGGUGCUUACCUGGCUGGGCCACACGGAGCAGCUCCUGGCCGAGCAACGUACGGCGAGCGGAGACCCCCGGCACAUCGAGAUCGAGCUGGCGAAGCACCACGUCCUGCGGAAUGACGUGCUUGCGCACAAGUCCACGGUGGAGAGCGUCAGCGAGGCCGGCGGCCGGCUGGUGCGGCAGGCGGACGGCGAGGAGGCGAGCGCCUUGCGGGGCCGGCUCGGCAACCUGGGCCGCCGCUGGGAGGCCGUGCUGAAGCACACGGACGAGAGGCAGCGUCAGCUGGAGGCCGCUCUCAAGCAGGCCCAAGGCUUUCAGGGAGAGGUGCAAGGCCUCAUGUCGUGGCUGGCACGCCUGGAUGGUCAGAUGGCGAUGGCGCGCCCCCCGGGGGGCCUGCCGGAGACAGCGCGCGAGCAGCUCAACGCCCACCUGGAGCUGUGCCGGGAGAUGGAGGCGCGCGAGGCUCCAUACUACGACCUGCUGGAGCGCGGGCGGCAGCUGCAGGACACCGGCGAGGAGGGGGCCGCGCCGCCGCCGCCGUCGUCGUGCAACGGCGCCCAGCAGGGGCUGCGCGCCUUGCAGCAGCGCUGGGACUGCGUGCGCGCCAAGCUCAACGAUAGGAAGGCAAAGCUGGAGGAGGCGGUCUCGUCGGCGACGGAGUUCCACAACUCUCUGCAGGAGUUCAUCGUGUGGCUCACGGCGGCCGAGCGAGCCAUCGGCACGGCCACCGCCCCGAGCCUCGUGCUCGACACGGCGCUCUUCCAGGUCGACGAGCACAAGAUUUUCGUGACGGAGCUGAACGGGCGGCGCGAGGCGCUGGUGGAGCUGGAGCGAGCCGGCGCGCAGCUCAAGCUCGCCGCGCCCAAGCAGGACGGCGCCCUCAUCCGCAACCUCCUGCUCAGCGUGUCGGCGCGCUGGGACAAGGUCGCGCAGCGCUCCCUCGAGCGCAGCCGCGCGCUCGAGGACGCGCGCAAGCGCGCCAAGCAGUUUCACGAGUCGUGGAGUGGGCUGAUGGGCUGGCUGGAAGAGGCGGAGCGGAACCUGGACACGGAGCUGGACAUCGCCAACGACCCCGGCAAAAUCAAGUGCCAACUCUCCAAGCACAAGGAGUUCCAGAGGGCGCUGGGCGGGAAGCAGCCGUCGUACGACGGGACGGCGCGCGGCGGCAGGCUGAUGCGCGAGCGCGCCACCCAGGAGGACGACAAGCAGCGGCUGGACGACAUGCUGAGCGAGCUGCGCGACCGCUGGGACACCGUGUGCGGCAAGUCCGUGGAGAGGCAAAACAAGCUGGAGGAGGCUCUGCUUUUCUCGGGGCAGUUUGCCGACGCCCUGCAGGCGCUUGUCGACUGGCUGUACCGCGUGGAGCCGCAGCUCGCGGAGGACCAGCCCGUUCACGGGGACCUGGACCUCGUGCUCAACCUCAUCGACUCGCACAAGGUGUUCCAGAAAGAGCUGGGCAAGCGGAGCGGUGGCGUGGCCGCCCUGCGCCGCUCGGCACGCGACCUGGCCGAGUCGUCGCGGGACGACGCCACCUGGGUCAAGGUGCAGAUGGCGGAGCUGGGCGCCCGCUGGGACAGCGUGUGCCGCCUGUCCGUCACGAAGCAGGCGCGCCUCGAGGUGGCGCUCAAGCAGGCGGAGGAGUUCCACGCGGCCGUCCACUCGCUGCUCGAGUGGCUGGCGGAGGCCGAGCAGACGCUGCGCUUCCACGGGACGCUGCCGGACGACGAGGAGGCCCUCUGCACCCUCAUCGAGACGCACAAGGAGUUCAUGAAGAAGCUGGAGGAGCGACUGGCGGAGCUGAACCGGGCCACGGCGAUGGGGGAGGCCAUCCUGGGGCUCAGCCACCCGGACGCCGUCACCACAAUCAAGCACUGGCUCACCAUCAUCCGCGCCCGCUUCGAGGAGGUGAUGGCCUGGGCCAAGCAGCACCAGCAGCGGCUGGAGACGUUCCUGGAGGAGCUGCUGCAGAACGCACAGCUGAUGGACGGCCUGCUGUCGUGGCUGCAGCGCGCCGAGGAGACGCUCGCGGGCCGCGAGGCACAGCCCGUGCCCCAAGACCUCGACCAGGUCAAGACGCUCAUCGCUGAGCACCAGGCGUUCAUGGAGGAGAUGACGCAGAAGCAGCCGGACGUGGACAAGCUGACCAAGACGUUCAAGAGGAAGCAGCCAACCGAGGCGCACUCGCACAUCCCCACGCUCGACCGGACGCGCGGCAAGAAAAGAGUUGGCAUGGCCGGACCGUCUCCGGGUCCCACCCUGGGGCCCUCUCCCCUGGACGCUCAGAACCCCCGCGUCAACCUGUUGUUCAACAAGUGGCGCCAGGUGUGGCUCAUGGCCUGGGACCGGCAGAGGAAGCUUCAGGACGAGCUGGACCGGCUCACCGAGCUGAAGGAAUUUGCCAGCUUUGACUUUGACGUGUGGCGAAAGCGCUACAUGCGCUGGAUGAACCACAAGAAGUCGCGCGUCAUGGACUUCUUCCGCCGCAUCGACAAGGACCAGGACGGGCGAAUCACGCGGCAGGAGUUCAUGGAGGGCAUCCUGUCUUCCAAAUUUCCGACGAACCGCCUGGAGAUGAGCGCGGUGGCCGACGUCUUCGACCAGGACGGCGACGGCUGCAUGGAUUACUACGAGUUCGUCGCCGCUCUGCACCCCAACAAGGACGCCUACCGCCCGCUCACCGACGCCGACAAGAUUGAGGAUGAGGUGACGAGGCAGGUGUCCAAGUGCCGGUGUCCCAAGCGCUUCCAAGUGGAGCAGAUCGGAGACAACAAGUACCGGUUUUUCCUGGGGAAUCAGUUCGGCGACUCGCAGCAGCUGCGUCUCGUGCGCAUCCUGCGAAGCACCGUCAUGGUUCGAGUGGGGGGCGGCUGGAUGGCGCUGGACGAGUUCCUGGUCAAGAACGACCCCUGCAGAGUCCACCACUACGGGAGUAGGAUGAUUCGCUCGGACAUAGUCGGCCCAGUAAGCAGCCCCGCUGCGAUAGCUAAAGGGCGCACGAACCUGGAGCUGCGCGAGCGCUUCAUCUUGGCGGAGGGCGUCAGCCAGGCGCUGGCCCCUUUCAGGCCCAAGGGCCGACGGUCGAGGCCCGACUCGCGCGGCGCGUCGCCCACGCGCUCCAACUCCAGUCCCAGCAACCACAGCACAUCGCCUGCCAACCACCAGCAGCAGGCCGGCAGCGCCGGCGGUCCGGGCGGCUCGGCACCCACGAGCCCGCCGCCGCACACGGCGUCAACCACGACGCGCAAGUCCGGCGCGACCACCACCACCAGCAGCAACAACAACAACCACGGGGAGACGGGUUCCAACACGGGCAGAUCGACCAAUGGAAACAAGAACACACCGGUCCACAGCAGCCGACUGAAGCAGCCAGGAUUUCUCACAGACUCGCGCAAGCUGCAGUCGAGCCGCCCCAGCAGCCGAACAGGCAGCCAGGCAGGCAGCCGACCGGGCAGCAGGCAGGGCAGCCGCGCCGGCAGCUGCACGAGCAGCCGGCGCGGCUCCGACGCCUCGGACCUCGACGUGUCCGACCUCACGUCGCUCUGCUCCGACGCGAGCGAGCUCCAGCCGCAGCUCCGCCCGCAGCAGCAGCAGCAGCCGCACGCCGGCGCGACGGCCGCGGGGCCGGGAGGCCUCCUGCGUUCGUCCGGUAGCGGCAGCCCCGUCAGGCCGCUCCGCACGGGAGGCCGAUCCUCUUCCGCCGCGGCACUCAAGCCGUCCAAGAUCCCGACGCCGUCCAAGAUGAAACAGCCCACGCCCGUGCGCGGUGGCACGGCUAAGAGAUAGCCGGCUGCUGCCGCGCUUCGUCGGCCGCGGUCUACUUGCCGUGCUUUUGCCCAGGCUGUGAGCGCUGUGCGCCCGGGAUCAGCUAUUCACACGCUAACGCUGCAUGUCCCAUUUGUUGGUAAUUGGCGAGACGCUGCUUUAAUAUUGAAGUAACAUUUAAAGAAAGAGUGCACAGGCGUGUGGCACAAAAAUAGAACGGGAAGAAAGCUCCGAUUAGAAUGGCGGAUACGUUUAAACGGAAGCUGCAGUGCUAUUCAUACUCUCGAUGCAUAUUCAAUGGGGUUGAUCGCAUUGGUAAAUUUUGUUUACGUCUGAUAAAAGUCGAAUGUUUUUUUUUAAUGGUUAUGUGUAAUUAUGAUUCGUGAUUAUGGGGCGACGCACUGAAGGCAAACAACAUAGCUGUGGGCUUGUGAAAUCGUGUAACACACUGGGUUGCAGGCUGUACUACAAUAUUGGUAUAUCUAUUGCUUGGGAACACAACUUCGAACCAUUGUUGUCCAGUAUUUGUGUUCGUAGGUGACCUGCAUGUUGGCGUCUCUAUAGAAGAAGGACAUUGCAUCAAUGAAGAUGCUGUUGUUUUUGCCGAACCCAACCUAUCCUAAAUGUAUAAGUCAAUUUACAGUGGCGUCUGAGCCAUGCAUAACGUACACGCGAGACGCACAGGCAAUUCGUAAUGCGACAGCGAAGGAUAAAACGUAAUGUGAGAGCAAAACUUAACACGGCACGCCUGCGAGCGUGGGAGUGCGAUCGCGCGUAUUGACGUAUUGGGGUCCGUUUGUGAAGUGUCGCGCGACGAAUGUGCGUUCGCAGUUGAUUAAAAAAUGUAACGCAAAAAAAACUGACUUAAAAAGCAUAUUUUGCAUGGCACAAACCGGUUGUGGAAGGUAAUUGUACAGAGCCAUCCGGCUGAAGUGACGGUUUGAAUGGAGACGUUGAGCAUCGUACGCUAUCCUUCCACGGCCCAACGGAACGCUCGGGAUGGAUGGAGAUGCUUAAGGGUGCAUUAAAGGCAGGCCCGUCUCCUGCUCCUCUCGGAUGGGGGGCAGGCGGGGGGGGAGAAGCAGUGCGGCCGUUGUAUUUGGGAGGCCACCGUAACAGUGAUACACACCGCUCAGGAGAGAGUGGACUUGGGUUUGCCCAAAGGGACAUUUGGUCACGCAGGGCCCAUUCCAGCGCUCGCCGGCCCUGGCCCUGACUCGUGUUCUUCGUACGCGCUGCAUUGUGGACUAAAAUAGUGUUAAGCUGCCCUCGUGCGGGCUAUCCGCUUCGACUGAAUGCCCUUUUACGCAAGGGCCUGCCAUGCGGAGAAUAGUUUAGGGGAGCGUAUUUAAAAUAUAAGGGGGUAAGACUGCCUGGGCAGAGGACGAGGAUAGUCUUUUUUUUCAUAGAGGGCAGCUGCCCUUCCUUAUGCCCCCCUCCCACCCCGUAGGCUCCAGCCUAGAGGCGCACCUUUGCUAUUUAUCGACUCGUGAACAGAACUGUCAAUCGGCGUGAUCAAAGUGAUCACGUUGACGCGUAACUUAUUUUGAUGUCACUGCGAAACGCACGCCGAUGCGUUGGCGCAUAAGCUGAAUAUUGACGAUGAUGAUGAUGCAGAUGUUGUUGUUGCUGUUGUUGUUGUGUGUGUGUGUAUGAUGAGGCGCUUGUGAAGUCCCCCGUGCAGCAAAAAAAUAGGAAAUAUCCCUUGAGUAGGAUAUAGGCUGCAAGUCAGGCGUUUCCAUGGCGACGAUGCCGUGAAGACACAAACUGAAAAGCAAAACAAAAGAGUGAAGAGGGGAUCCUGGUUUAGUGACAGAGGUGGUAUGCGGGGGGCGAGGGUUAGGGCUUUGUGGCAGGGCUUAGUAUGUGUGCCUGGCUAGUGAGGGCUACGGAUUAUAAAUAGUUGACAACUCAUGAGAGGUGGGGUGAGUACUCGUGGUUGGUUCGCUAGGCUUGCUUUAAGGAUAGUUGGUUAACGGUAGGGAUAACAUUCGUGACGAGUUAGGGGGGGGGGGUAGUGGAAGGGCUAGUAGUCAUGGCUAGCUGCCUAGUUAAAUGUGGGGGAUAUCAAUUAUAGAUCACGGUUAGUUAAUUAGGGGUAGUGCUAAGUGUCUGGUUGGGUUAGUAGGCUAUGGAGAGAGGUCGUCUUGGAGUAACAUUUGAUGGGCACGUGUACUCUGGCCACGAUCUGCGUGGGCCUCGUCCUUGCAAGUUGUCAAACCUCUUCAGUUGUUUUGGGUUGCCUUUCACGUCCGACGCUCACGGCGCAUCCCUCGAAUCGCAGUCGGAGCUUGUGUCUGGGUUUCUCGACGGCGAUUGUAAAAAUGCGUAAGAAUUAACUCAAAAUUUACCGUGGCCGCGCUCCCGCAAAAAGCGUGAACGCGCACGUUCGAACAUUAACGGCAAAAUAAAAAUAAAUGCGUCAAAAUACAGAGAAGGGGUGUGCUUUCGUCCGUGUGUAAGUGGUGCGUGGGGGAAAAAUAGCGGUCGCUUUGAAGACACCGGACAUCCACUGGCAGCGCACAUUUAAUUUUCAUCAUAAAUUAUUAUAAUUAUUAUUUCCAACAGGCGAUGGGCACCUUGUCAGGCAGGAUAAAUAACGAUAGAGCAGCAACCAUAGAGCACAGCAGAUUGGAUUCGAGGAGAGCAUAUUUAUUGUAACGUGCACUGAACACGCACAUUUCUAUAAACAACAGCGUACAGGGCAACAUGAAUUGCCCUCUCUUGUUGGCGGGGUCAGGAACAAUGCAGAGAGAGAGAGAGAGGCACGGCUUAUAUGCAGCAAGGUCUGGCUAGAGCGCAUACCGUUGAGAAGGUUGCUGGAAGGAAUUGGCCUCAAAAAGAUCUAGACCGGAUCAUUUCUCAGUGGCACUCACACCAAGGACUUGCCAGCACUGUGAUAAAAAAAAACCCACCGUGAUACAACGGUAAAUAAUGAUGGCAUUUUGCAGCAAGUAUAUAAUCGCUGGGAGCAGUUUUUGCAUGCUGACAAGCCCGUAUCGGCCACGUUAAAUGCAAGUGCUUGUUAAUAUCGCUCAUAACGCCCGAUACAUUUUCCAUAAUAUGAAUUCCGGGGAGGGGAGGGUGGAGGUUGGAGUAAUGGCUGGGCUGAUUGUCAAGUAAUUGGUUAACACAGAUAACCACACGGGCUCGUUACCAUGCCGUUGCCCGUUUCACCUCUUCGCAUCGGCGGCUGCGGGGUUUUGGUGUUAAAGGUCACUGUUAAAGGUCACUGCCGAGCCGAGGAAUCAACGCGCAGCGCAUCAGCAGCCAGCAUGGUGGUGAACGAACGUGGAGACGUACCGAUGAUGUCCGGGCGCUCUUAUAAACCCACGUGGGUGGCGUGUAGAGCGGUGGUUCCAGUGGUAAUUGUUGUAUGAAGGUCUCUUAAAGGUCGUCCCCCCUGUCUGUUCCCGUAGCCUACUGUAGGUAUAGGAAAAGCGUGCGUGAGCCCGGCUUAUUUAAUUUCUCGCCUUGCCCGUUGUUGUGCUCGUUUCAAAUGGCUUCGUUUUGAUUUGACAGUAUUUCGUUUGUUUAAUUUUUCAUAAUUGCUAUUAUUUAUGGCCAGACUACUACUGUUCCAUGGCUUUGUUGUCUGUACGCGGAUGACCUCUGUGUGUGCGUGCGUGAGAGAGAAAGAGAGUGUGUCAGAGAUGGAAAGCUUGCGAAAUGUCCCACUCGUCUGCUGCUGCAGCCACACACAUUUUUUUUAUUUUUUUCCCCCGUUUAUGCUUUUCUUGAGUUGUCAUGCUCCCGAUUGUCUCGGCAAUUUUACUGUAAUCCAUUACGACAUACUGUGUAACCCAUUACAUGCACACAUUUCCUUUUUGUAUCGAAGGCAACCCUGCUUGCAGUAAAACAAAAAAAUACAAAAAAGUGGUU
Molecule: messenger RNA, 26979 nt
Organism: Lethenteron reissneri (Far Eastern brook lamprey)
Lineage: Eukaryota; Metazoa; Chordata; Hyperoartia; Petromyzontiformes; Petromyzontidae
Product: microtubule-actin cross-linking factor 1-like
Biological process (GO): wound healing; regulation of focal adhesion assembly; regulation of microtubule-based process
Cellular component (GO): membrane; cell junction; keratin filament
Molecular function (GO): microtubule binding; cadherin binding; calcium ion binding
Source: RefSeq, a predicted model, not a curated record